Messenger RNA from Camellia sinensis, 663 nucleotides. The record is from RefSeq and is a predicted model, not a curated record. NCBI's taxonomy places the organism in Eukaryota, Viridiplantae, Streptophyta, Magnoliopsida, Ericales, Theaceae.
ACGAGCCCGAAUGCAUUGGCGAGGGACAAAAAAUACUCUUCUACACAGCACUAGUUCUAAUAGCCCUGGGACUAUCUGGUCACCUAAUUUCACUAACCACAUUCAUGACCGAGCAAGUCACAGAAGAGGUCGUUGAAAACAUCAGUACGCGCUCGUGCAUCACCAUGUUUGUGGCCUCAUACAUGGCAAUCUUUGUCGUUAUAGGCGGAGUUGUGGCGAUUUCAUAUAUAAGGAUAUGGUCAAUUCGGUUUGGCAUACCCGCUAUUUGUACGGUGGUGGCGACACUGAUAUUCUUGAGUGGUUCGGGUUCGUAUAAUUGUGUUAAACCACGCGGGAUCUCGCUGACUACCGUGUUUAGAGUGCUUGUGGCUGCAACCUCUAAGAUGUUUUGUAAGUGCCCAGAAGAGGCUGAUGGGCUCUAUGAAACCGGUGAUGAUAAUGUUGAUGACGUUGAUUUGGUGCCUCAUUCCCGUCGCCUAAGGUGUCUAGACAAGGCUGCAAUUAUAUUACCAACAAAACCUCUAGAAGAACAACAGAAGAAGAGAUAGAAACUCUGCAGAGUCACGGACGUAGAAGAAACUAAACUCACCAUACGAAUGAUCCCCUUGUGCAUGACUUUCAUUUUCUGCGGCGUUGUAUCUUCCACCGGCAACACAUACUUCA